GGCAGCGGCCACGUCAGCAGCAACGCGUGGCAGCUGCCACGUCAGCAUGCCUUGAAGACAAUAGCCAGCCAACCACCAUGCGGAGCAAUCAAUGCGUCGCCGUAAUCUCCCAAAUGCCAGCACAAAGCUAGCGCCACCAGCGCCGCAGCGUCAAGCCAGCGUCAUGUCGUCAAUGCGUGAAGUCCGCAUUGGCGCAAGAUUGAAUGAAUGUCAAAGUCGGAAAAUCAGCGCUUAUGUAGCAGGAGGAGGAGGAGGAGGCGAAGGAGGAGGCGGAGGAGGCGGAGAACCUCGAGUAGAGGAGGAGGCCCCGAUGGUGGAGGAGGCAGAGGAUGAGGAGGAGGAGGAGGACGAAGAAGAAGAGGGCGAAGAGGAGGAGGAGAAGGAGGAGGAGGAGGAGGAGGACAACGACGGCGAGGAGGAAGAAGAAGAAGAGGAGGAGAAGGAGGAGGAGGUGGAGGGCCCGACGAUGGAGAAGAAGGAGGAGGUGGAAGAUGUAGAAGAAAAGGGUGUGGAGGAGGAGGACAAAGUAGAGGUCGAGGAGGAGGCCACGGCAAUGCAGGGGAGAGAUAACUUAGAGGAAGAAGAAGAAGAGGAGGAGGAGGAGGAGGAGGAGGAGUUGGAGGAGGAGGAGGAUGACAAGGAGGAGGAGGAGGAGUACGAUGACGACAAGGAAGGGGAUGAGAAAGAAAUGGAGAAGGAAGAAGAGGAGGACGGCCGGACGAUGGAGGAGGAUGAGGAGGUGGAGGAGAAGGAGGCCACGACAACGGAAAGUUGUCCGAAGUCGAAGUGGGCUGAAGGAAGAUAACAUAGCCAUAGUCAGUAGUAGUUGAGCGGCCAUAGUCGUUGUAGGUGAAGAUAGGCUUUAGUGUGUGUGUGUAAUACAGGGAAGCGUGUGGGAUAUCCAUGGUGAUCCAAAGUCGAGUAUGUGCGAACAAUGGGAUUGCACACAGUGUCGAGAGUUGGGAUGUAUAGGCGCUGAUGCGCCAUAGCCUAAUGAAGCGAUUUUGCAUCU
This is a messenger RNA of Chara braunii, 1012 nucleotides long. Lineage: Eukaryota; Viridiplantae; Streptophyta; Charophyceae; Charales; Characeae. The record is from the annotation of a GenBank genome assembly.